Messenger RNA from Paramisgurnus dabryanus, 2644 nucleotides. NCBI's taxonomy places the organism in Eukaryota, Metazoa, Chordata, Actinopteri, Cypriniformes, Cobitidae. The record is from RefSeq and is a predicted model, not a curated record.
UGAGGCGACGUUGAUUUGCUAACUCUGGUUGCUUCCUGCAUGACGAGGUCAGAAGACGAUCUAAACUGGAUACUUACAAAGCUUGAUAUAAAGAUAUUUCAUUUAGGCUACAGCAGCUGCACCGCAACUCCGGAAUCCAUCAUGUCUCUUACCGUCAAGAGCAUAUCUGUAAUUUACAACCCGGUUAAUCAGAGUAACACGUUCACCAACGGAGACUUUAUAUCGGGACAAAUAAUUCUCGAAGUUGCGAAGGAUACACAAAUGCAGUCUUUGGGUAUCAAAAUCAAAGGGAAGGCGGACGUCUACUGGACCGAACGACAUGGCAAAACUACUGUUGUUUACUCAGACAAGGAAAAAUAUUAUUCAAUAGAGAGGUUUUUCGUUCACGAAGACAAAAAACACGAGCACGCGUUACUGAAAGAUCCUUCUGGACAGCCUUAUUGCGCGGUUGUAGGACCAGGACGUCAUGUUUACCCAUUCCUGUUUCAGCUGCCUCAACAGAACUUUCCCCCAUCUUUCAAGGGUUCAGUAGGCAAAAUUGUGUACAGUUUGAAGGCGAAACUGUCUAGGUCAAUGCGUAUUUCUAGCACAGCCACAGCUGAGUUCCAAUAUGUCCCCAGACCUGAGCUGUCUAAUCCUGAACUAAUGGCGCCUCAGUAUGGAAGCAAAGAUAAACAAAUGAAGUUCUUUACAUCUGGGAGUGUUUCUAUGAACAUAAGCACUGAGAAAAUGGGAUACUAUCUUGAUGAGGGGUUAAAAGUUUUGGCUGAAAUUCAUAACAAUUCAUCCCGUGCCAUCAAGCCAAAAUACUGCCUGUAUCAAAAGCACAGUUUCUUUGCAAGAGGCAAAAGAAGACUACACACACAUGACGUUAUUAAGGAGGAAGGGGAACCUAUUGAGCCAAACACAAACAAGAAUAUCACUAAAGUGCUCACCAUCCCGCCCAGCCUUACCAUCUCGACCCUAAACUGUAGAAUUAUUAAGGUUGAGUACAGACUCAGAGUCUACCUGGAUGUGCCGUACGCCUCCGAUCCAGAGAUCAAAUUUCCGAUAGUGUUUCUUGCUCCUCAAACUACCUCAGGUGCAAAGGGUCCCACUAACAGUGACUUUGGAAUUUGGAACCAACAAGCAGGAGGCAGUGCAUACCCCAAUGCACCCCCAUCUGCCCCACCUGCACCUCCAUCUGCCCCACUUGCACCUCAGUUUGGUGCCCCUGGUUACUCUGGACCGCCUGGUCAGUUUGGCGCCCCUGGUUACUCUGGACCUCCUGGUUACUCUGGACCUCCUGGUCAGUUUGGUGCCCCUGGUUACUCUGGACCGCCUGGUCAGUUUGGUGCCCCUGGUUACUCUGGACCCCCUGGUCAAUUUGCUGCUUCUGGUUACUCCGGACCUCCAAGUCAAUUUCCUCCUCCUAGUUACCCUGGACCUCCAGCUCAACAAUGUCCUUCAAAUCCUCAACAGCCCGAUUCAUCAGCUCCACCUCCUUAUCAGGAAUAUCAAUUAUAUCCACAGUUGCCUGAUGACACUAAAAAAUCUUGACAGAGUGAUUUUACACUUACCUUUGUGCUUCAUUUUUGAUUGUCUGAACUAUUUGUUUAUCUGUGUGGAUUUGUUAAAAUGAUACAUGUUUUUAUGUGAGCUAGUGUAGUUUUAGAAAGUUAUUUUAAUUAGCAUAAAUAUAGAUUUUAGUAUUUCUGUCUCUAUACCUGCAUAAAGGGAAAUUUACAUUUAUAAUAUGAAUGUAUUUAGUAUAAUGGUAACACUUUACAAAAAGGGUGUAUUAGUAAACAACAUUAGUAAAUGCAUUAACUGAAAUUAACAAACAAUGAUUAAUGUAGUAUUCAGACUUUAACAAACUUAAUAAUGUUGGUUUAUGAGAUGAGAUUUAUUUAUUUAUCCUUUUGGAAACUUGUUCUGCACCAUAAAGCAUGCCUGAUACAUCUAUACAUAAUGACAAUUAGACAAAAUAACAGAACAAACACAAAACAAAAUACAAAAGAGUUCCCCUCGCCCCAACAACCCCUCACUCAUGUACAAAACAUCAGGACAAAAGAUCCCCACUACAUAACUAGGACAAAGUGCAGUUUUGCAUACCAUGAUAGUCCCACAAGGGAGAAAGUACAUGGUGCUAUUGUAAAGUGCUGUCCUCCAGGUACCCCUCCUUAUUCAUCAAUACAAUGCUAGUUGGUAUAAAAGACUUACUAGCUCGAUUUGUUUGAAAAUAAGGUAGCCUAAAUCUCCUUCUUGAUUGCAACAUCUCAUAUGUCUGAUGUAGGGGAUGUGACUCAUCUUUAUGUAUUGCUUGACCUUUCUUCAACACCCUUCUUGCACAGGUACUAGCCAUGCUUUCUAAUUCUGUUCCAGCAACCUUACUGGCCAAAUUAACUAUCUUACUCAGUCUGUUUUUGUUGAUUACAGACAAGGAGAAAUACCAGGCUACACAACAAAAAAAGUAGUGUGCUCUCCACAAAUGAAUGGUAGAAAAGCAGCAUAAUUUCUCUAUCCACUCUAAAUUGUCUCAACCUCCUCAUGAAAUGCACCCUUUGCAUCCCCUUUUUAUAGAUGGUGUCAAUAUUACUGUUCCAUUUCAGCUUAUUGUCUACUAUUGUGCCUAAGUACUUAUGCUCAGUUACUAUCGCAACUU